Messenger RNA from Aphanomyces astaci, 749 nucleotides. RefSeq lists its product as hypothetical. Lineage: Eukaryota; Oomycota; Saprolegniomycetes; Saprolegniales; Verrucalvaceae. The transcript has a single exon. The record is from RefSeq and is a predicted model, not a curated record. Bases 60 to 524 code for a protein of 154 amino acids.
GUUGUCUUAUACGCUCGAACCCUGCUCACUUUGCAAUUCUCCCCCCAUCAAACACUACCAUGUUCCAUGCCUUUCGUCGAUGCGCUGUCCACAUGCGGCGCAAUACGGCAACCUCGAGACGAUUGAACACGGGCAAUCCCCAAGAAGCGGCCGAGGGGGCGACUGCUGCUGGUCGUCACAGCCCGACGCCGCCAUCACAGGGCGAGCUCAAAUGGGCUCGUCGACUGAACGAGCUGGAAAAGAAGUUCAAGGGCUUUUCGACGGGAGAGCAUGCCGAACGCCAUUGGGGGUACAAGGGUCCGUUUUGGGGGUUUCUGGGAGGGGUAUUUGUUGGUUGCCUUGCCCGCCCAGGGAAGGAGUCAAAACACGACGCGGACGAGUUCCGACGCCUCCGAAACGUCGCGCGGGAUCUGCAAGACGAAUCCUGGGAGCUGAAGAAUCGAUUGACGCUGAUUCAACAGUCCAUUGACCAACUUCGAGUGGCGCAGCAUCAACAAGUCAUUCCCCCUCGCUCGCAUAACUAAGCCAACAAACUUAAAGAACGAUCGUAGGAUCCUUUGAAGCUUACAGGUCAUGAAACCAAAUGCGUUGUAACUUAGGCUUGACUUCAGAGUGUGGUAUGAGUAGUAAUCAACUCGAAUACUACAUAGUACACGCAGCUAGUACGCGGCCGAGGCCAUUAAGUGCCCGCUGAGUGAUCAUAACUUUACAGCGUAAUAUCAAUAUCAACAUCGAAUACUGUAUUAAUA